Molecule: messenger RNA, 767 nt
Organism: Micropterus salmoides (largemouth bass)
Lineage: Eukaryota; Metazoa; Chordata; Actinopteri; Centrarchiformes; Centrarchidae
Product: protein phosphatase 1F-like
Exons: 5
Coding region: 180-767 (195 amino acids)
Molecular function (GO): cation binding
Source: RefSeq, a predicted model, not a curated record
ACCGGGGGUGACGUACAGGAAGAUGGUCCAAUAGGGUGUUUUCUCAACAGAGAUUUCUCAACAGUAUCUGUAGUACGUUGUGAUUGUAUUACUACCAUCAGGUCUACCAACGCAGUGCCCUGUGAGCCCUGACCUCCUUUUUUUUUACCUGAGAUCUUACUGCAGCCAGAGUCUGUGGGAUGGAAGAGGAAGCUAGAUGCUUCCUGAGGAGUUUUGUGGAGGAGUUUCCAGCUGCUCUGGAGGAAGACAGUCCGCUGCCUGGCAGCCCUCUGAGCCGCAAAGUCUGCUUGGAGGAGCUGCAUGGAGAGAGCCUGGAACUAGGCCUGAGGCUGCUGGCUGCCAGGGGUGCUCCUGCAGCCCUCAGUGCCCUCAUGUGCCAGGCAGCGCUGUCCCAGCUACUGCAGAAUGACCUUUCACCUUUCCAUUGCCCCCAGGAAGCUGAGGUCAACCAGGAAGAGGAGCAGCAAGUCUCUUUUCAAUCAGAGGCAGUACAACGUCUCUUCCUCAACAAGCUGAUAAAUGUUGCGCUGGCAUGGCAUCAAAACUUCCCCAAGCUCCCGUCCUCCCGCUCCCGGUUCCUCCACUGCUCCGUUCAUGCCAUCAGGAACACAAGGCGUAAGAUGGAGGACAAACACUUGGCCCUAGCUGAGUUCAACCAGCUCUUUGGAAUCCAGGACGGAGUGGAGCGUGCCUACUUUGCUGUGUUUGAUGGCCACGGUGGGUUGAUGCUGCGACCUACGCUGCCACUCAUCUCCAUGUUGUCCUGA